UCACUUAGAAAGCUCUGAACUCAUGAGUGUACUUGAAUCAAGAGUAUACUGGCCAAGCAUGGCUGAGAACAUUCAGAUGUAUGCUCAUGAGUGCUCAAAUUGUCAGAUUGUGAAAGAAGUCAAGAAAGAAUUAGAAUAUGAAAAAAUGAUAGAGAAGAUAAUGACAAAGUUUCUACAUAAUGAGAUCUAUAUUAACUAUGAAAUACUGUAUGAGAUUCUAACUGAUAACAGUGUAAAUCUUAUAGAAGAAGUAGUGAGACAUUUCAUGAGUCAGUUACAGACAAGAUAUUGUAGAACAAUAUCAUAUCAUCUACAGAUAAACAGAAAGAUGAAACACUUGAAUGAAAUCUUAAGUAACAUGCUGAUGAAAUAUCUA
Messenger RNA from Blastomyces gilchristii SLH14081, 376 nucleotides. RefSeq lists its product as uncharacterized. The record is from RefSeq and is a predicted model, not a curated record. The annotation marks the transcript as partial. Gene Ontology annotation, molecular function: nucleic acid binding. The transcript has 2 exons. Lineage: Eukaryota; Fungi; Ascomycota; Eurotiomycetes; Onygenales; Ajellomycetaceae.